UCACGGUUUCACCCACACCAGCACUCAUUUCCUGUCCAUGUCGUCCCAACCCGCCGCCGGAGAGCAGUACCAGCUAAUCUACGGUUCGCUCCCGGCGCAAAUUCACCCCUGGCUUGAUUCGCUGUAGGCAUCACCACCAUGGAUGAUAGUAGUUCGCAGUCCGGCAGCUGUGGAGCAGGCGACGCUCGUUAUGGUAAGGACGUCGCUCACGCUGCUGCGCCUUGCCCUGUUGCUCACCCGGAGGGCUCAUCUUCAACUGCUAAGUCGGCAGAUCCACCUGCGCCUACAUCACGCAUCUCUGUCAAGCAUGCAGCUAGUGUCAUUCAGAAGUUUGACGACUACAAGAAAUGGUUAGUAGAGCAGAUUGGUUUUGGGGGUAUGCUGAAGCUCCCAGCCAUGCAGAAGCUGAGUUUGAAGUGUAGCGCCUGGAUAAUGAGUAGAGUCAGCGUGAGCCGUAGGGAGAUUAAACUUAGGGAUAACAAGGUACUCAGGUUUUUCCCCGAGGAUGUCCACAAGGUUUUUGGGAUCCCAUGGGGUCACCGCAGUGGAAAGGCAGGGAUGCAAUCAUCAAUCCUGAAGCUGUUCAUUUCAUAAAGACAACACUUCAAAUGGAUAAAACUGGAGUUCAUAGCUUGCGAGCUGCAGAAAAUUUCUUGUUGCGCGAUAUCAAUGAGAAUUCAAGCAAGUUGGAGAAGGAUUGUUUCCAGAUUGCUUUUGUUAUCUUUGUUAUGGGUCAUGUACUAGCACCAACUACUAAGCACAACUACGCCACCAUCGACUACUGGGGGGCGAUUGCAAAUACGGAGGCCAUAGUUCAAUUCAAUUGGUGCGAGUAUGUACUGGUACAACUUCUGGACACAGUCAAGAAGCUGAAGAGUGACAUGCUGGCCAACAAUCAGUCCACCAAUCUAACGGGCUGCCAUUUUUUCUUCCAGAUUUUCUUGUUGGACAACCUUGAUCUCGGCAUUUUCAACAAGCCUCAUAACGUGAUCCCACGGAUAUCUGACUUUGACCCUGAGUCAUUUCGUAAAAUGCUGAUUAUGGCCGCUGAUCCAGUGAAAGGAGUUACUUCAUAUUCUCAUGCAAAUCUGAGAGAUGCGGCGACGGUCUGCUACACACGGCAGAAGUUUCCAUCAUCUGUUCCGUCGUCAUCAACGAGUAGAAGGCCGCUGCGGGGAUGUGCCACGCCUGCAAUAGGAACCCUUCCAUACACAACUCCCCUACCAGAUCGCGACGCUGGCCAUCAGAUUAACACUGACGCAGCAAUGCCAUCUUCUGCAGCUCCUGGUCCAAUGGAAUUUGCAAAGUACUUGCGUGAGAAGUACCCACAUCUUGUAGCGGACGAGAUCACAAUGAUUAUGAAACAACAGUAUGCAAGGGGUCUUAUGCAGUUGACACAAGCCAGCAAUUCAAUCCAGCAGGCUUUGUUACAAGCAAGAAACGGUUUGCAAAUGGAUAUGUACAAGUUUUCAGACCAAGUAAUCAACUCAGUUUCUACCCGCUGUGUGUGUUGCCGCGUGCGUGGUUUCACUGACUGCCCUGCCUCAGGCACUGCUAAUUCCAAAUCGGUACGGUUUACCACGCCGGCUGCUCACAAAAUUCAGGGUAAAAGGCUAGAACUAUCUGAAUCCGAAGCCACAUCGCCUAUCGCACAGAACGUCUCUUCGCGCAAGCAUUCCGCCAAUAUGGAUGACUCCGUGUCUAACAGCAAAAAAACGACGUCAGCAGCUUCUUUCAAUGUCAUCAAUCACUUCAAGUCUUGCCUCAUGUCUAUCGCUGAAAUGUAUGCUGACCUUCCUGCCAACCCUCCUAUAACUGUAUUUGGCCAAUGUUCCAACAUCCUUCAGAAGAGGAAAUACAUAUUCCAGCACGGCUUCGCAACUGAUCUGUGGUGCAGGGGAGUUGCGCCGCAUCCCCCACAUCCACCAACAGCGGACCUUAUUGCUGCCCAUUUUUUGGAGUUGUCACAGCAAGAUCUCUUGAGGCACUACAUUGUACACGCCAGUCCCAGGCUUAUCCGCAUUACUGGGAUGGCUAUGCUUGAUCAGCUAAUUGGAUCGCGCCCCCUUCACCAUGAGCUUGCCUCUAUAAUCAUGAGAAGGUAUUCUCAGUCCGAUCAGGAAGCCAAUUCGGAGUGCCCCUACAUGAAUUGGAGGCACAACAUGGAACCUGAAUUUGCGACCAUCGUUCUCGCUGACCACGAAUACUUGACAAACAUAUCAAUUCAGAAGCAGCUUGUUGGAAACGACAUCCCAUAUGACAUUACAUCAUGCCAGAUGUUCUUCCUGCCUGUCCCACUCGAGGACGGCUGGAUAGUGAUCAUGUGGGACAUGAUGUCAAGGAAACUCCAUGUACUCGACCCGCUCAUCAGGGGUGAAGGUCCACACGACGCAACUCGAGAUAAGCUCGAGAUGGUUGUCUGGAAGCUACAUCACGCACUUUUCCAAUGCCUUAACGAGUAUUAUGCUGGGUGGCCAACGCAAGACGGACAGUGGGCUACCAAAUACCCCGUAAUAGCUCAAGAAACCUUUUCCAGAGAUGAAACUGGUACUCCAUAUAGUUAGGCACUAUGAUGGCCAGAAGCUCAAAAUACCUCUGACCAAGUUCAAUGCUGGCAGAACCAAAAGGCAAGCACUUCAUGAGUGCAUCAAGCUGCAGGGGAACUCAUCAAAGUUGGCGCAUGAGGCACUCUGGACUGUCCUGGCACCAACGGACUCAUGGGUUGAUUCAAUCCAUUCCGGAUAUUCCAGGACAACUUGUUGGAACCUUGUCAGUGUAACAGCGCUCCCAGUCUCCAAACCUUUUGCUCUACCCUUGCCGUCACCGCCAUCUGUGCGACAUAGUCACUUGCGACAAUCAUUAAAAGGGAAAACGAAAUUCAUAUUGAGAUAUCAGGUUCACAUUUCUGGCGAUUUACCUCCAUCUUCCCGACGGAAAGAAGGACCAGGAUGGCAGUUUGUUUGCACAUCCAACACAUGUACUCGAGCUGCUUCUUGCUGCUCUGUAUGGCUGACGUCCCUGGCAGCCGUAGGAGGGGCUGCAAUUGCUUCCGACGAGCUCACAUGGUGUGCAUUACUCCCAUGUGCAGUUGUAGUUCUGUUUCCACCCUCGUUGGCACUGCUACAACUGUGAAGGUACUUGAGGACAGCUUGUUGUAAUGUCGAUGCCUUACCACCAUCUACGGAGGACAAUCCGCUUCGACGAGCUACACUGUCAUCCAUAUCUGCAUCAGACGACCAAAUCAUCAGUUUUCACUAGGAAUCAAAUGAAUGACAAGAGGCAUACACUAAAUGCAAGCUAUGCUUUUGCGGCAUUCACCUCCAUUAUCACGAUGAAAGGAAUGACCGGGACGACAGGUUGGAGGAACAUCAAAGACAUGUGCCCGGGUCCUCCGUUGCUCAAGGGAACGUUUCUUGUUGCCAUCACGUUCACCAUCUGAAUUGUCAUCAACACCAUGCCAGCCUAGCAAGAUGAGGCCGUUCAACGGUGGGUCUUCGUCCAACUCAUCUCCUUCCCAUCCGCUUCCAACUACAAGCACGGCUGCAACUUGCACAAAAACCAGUCGAUUGGCACUUGUGAUGCCACGGCAAGGAACUCUUCAUCCAAGUCUGAAACACACACAAUCUUGUAGGCACCCCUGGUGGUACAUCUGAUGACUCGUCGUCUGCAUCUGCACAACCAGGAAUCCUCCAGGCCCCCCAACCACGGCAUGCCAGACAUUGUUAACCUGGUCAAAUGCAUCAGCAUGCCUUGUCUGCCGGAUAAAAACACCCCAAGUUAGAGUGAAUAUCAGUCUCCACGAUCGCGAACUCGUUUUUCAAAGCUUUUUACAUUGUUACUAUGUGCUACUUAAGUGCAAAACUACAAAAACCUCUUACAGUGAAUAUAGUUGGGUACUCUCUUGUAAGGUAGAUUAGCCUCCUGAACAUCGGCCUUGUGUAAACGCUGAUGCGGGGGAGGGUGUACGGCUCUACACUAUCUGGCCCGAAAUCCAUCCAGUCGAAGAACCAUGGCUGCAAACAAUCAAGGGGGAACAAUUAGUUACAUACCUAUCAAAUGCAACACGCUAGAUGGUUCAUGUUAAGACAAGGCAUGUUUUUUGGUCACACUUACAAUGAGAGCCAAAUGGCACCCGCCUA
Molecule: messenger RNA, 4139 nt
Organism: Triticum aestivum (bread wheat)
Lineage: Eukaryota; Viridiplantae; Streptophyta; Magnoliopsida; Poales; Poaceae
Exons: 16
Coding region: 531-2564 (677 amino acids)
Source: RefSeq, a predicted model, not a curated record